CUAUUUGGUAGGAGCAGUCAUUUUACAGAGUUUGUGGAGCCUUUUACUAGCCUUCGUGGAUAUCUAUGCCCUUCUAGUAAAACGCUGCUUGCGGAAUUCCCGAGCUGUCUGUUUGUUUACCAUUGGAGAUGGGAUUAUGUACGCACUCACAUUUGCAGCAGCUUGUGCAUCCGCAGGCGUCACAGUUCUGAUCAGCAAUGAUCUGAACAUCUGUUCAGAAAAUCACUGCACAAGCUUUCAGACUGCUACAGCCAUGGCCUUCAUCAGCUGGUUUGCGCUCGCCCCAUCAUUUCUCCUAAACUUCUGGUCAUUGGCGUCCAGGUGAAAAAGCAAGAAAAUCCACUUCUCAACUAUAUGUGUGCUGGGGUGAUGUUGGAAUUUUUUUCUUUUCUAAUUAUUGUCUACAGUAAAAUAUCCAUCGCUGUCGUAUGUAUAUCAUGAUGACUAGCGUUUGAGAAUUGUGCAUGUUUACAUUAUUGGAAUUGGAAAGUGAAACCUUGCGAUUGUUCCAUGAUAAUGGAAUGCUGACAUGCUGUCUAUGUGAAA
Molecule: messenger RNA, 546 nt
Organism: Elaeis guineensis (African oil palm)
Lineage: Eukaryota; Viridiplantae; Streptophyta; Magnoliopsida; Arecales; Arecaceae
Source: RefSeq, a predicted model, not a curated record